Penicillium oxalicum is the source of this 525-nucleotide messenger RNA. RefSeq names its product EMC6 family protein. Bases 1 to 525 code for a protein of 174 amino acids. Gene Ontology annotation, cellular component: endoplasmic reticulum; membrane; EMC complex. Lineage: Eukaryota; Fungi; Ascomycota; Eurotiomycetes; Eurotiales; Aspergillaceae. The record is from RefSeq and is a predicted model, not a curated record. Gene Ontology annotation, biological process: protein folding in endoplasmic reticulum; autophagosome assembly. The transcript is spliced from 2 exons.
AUGGCCCCGACCAAGGCAGAGCUCUCCCUGCUCAUCAAUCCCCUCGUUCCCGAGGCUGUGCAGCACAAUAACCGCACACACUCCCUGUCCUCUCGCAAUUCUACACGCAGGCUAAUUUUCGCCUUGGAUCUUCUCUCACCCAAACAGGUCCUAUCAUCGCUCCAUUCCCUCACAGCGUUCCUCCUUGGCCUCUCGGCCGGAAUCCUGGCUCUCCAAUCCACCGCCGGCUUUGCAUUCUACUUUGCCGGCACGGUGCUGGUAUCCGCGCUCUUCCACGUGAUGAUUCUGAAGCGCUCCUCCGGCGCCGGAGCAGGCGCUUAUUUCCCCGGGAGCAGCGGGGGCGAGAUCGAGGGACAGGUCAGCAUGGAAGGCACUGCGGUGCGCUUGCAAAAGGGCGGCAAGAAGGGUGGAUAUAUCUUGCGUCGGGGCGGCUGGAGGGAUGUCUGGUUCGGUGGUGGUGUGUUGAGUGAAGCGUUGAGUGGGUUUGUGUUGGGUUGGGCGGGUGUUGGUGGUGUUUUGAGGUAG